AUGAAGCAGGAAGGGAAGCAUCAGCCUUCACUGGGAACUGAGACGAGGCGCAAAAAACGAACUCAGCUCGAGCUGGAGGAGCUGAAGCAGAAGCUGCAUGACGACGAGGGGAGACCGUUCAGCCGGCUGCAGAAGCACCUGCUGGACAAGCAGGAGGAGGACGAGAAGCUGUCGCUGCAGCAGGCUCUUCUUGACGCCACUGGGAUGUCGCUGUCGGAAGGGGCGAUGGAGGAGCUGGGGAGGCUGAGCGGAACUUAUCGAGACUAUUCGAAGAUCCUCAACAGCCUGUGGGAUGAAAGAAUGUUACAUAGACAGACUGAGGUGGAGGAGAAGCGCAAGGGCCCCUCCCACGCUCCCCGCUACCUCUUCUUCUACAACCGACCUGCGGGCUUCUACAACGACAACAUCGAGCCCUCCCCUCACUUCUACGGGGUGAAGAAGAGCAGCUCGAGUGUGCGGUACAACCUCUUCACCAACGAGAGGACGGACAUGCUGGCCAAGACCCUCCCUCGCUCCUUCGUCGACCGCCUCGAUGCCGAGAUGAAGAUUGUUCCUGCCAAUCACCCCGUGACCAAACGACCUCUCGACCCCUGGCUGUGCCAUCUCUCCAUAGGGCAGGGCAAGAAGUGCAUGAAUGUCGUCGAGCCGCUCGGGUCGCACCAUGGAGUUCACAGGCGCCGCGAGGGCGAGGGAGCUCUCCCCACCAUCUCCGUCUGCUUCUCGCGGUUUCACAAGGGAUACUGGCCGGGAGCAGAGAAGUUGAACAUGAUCGUGUAG
Messenger RNA from Guillardia theta CCMP2712, 777 nucleotides. RefSeq lists its product as hypothetical. The coding region runs from base 1 to 777 and encodes 258 amino acids. NCBI's taxonomy places the organism in Eukaryota, Cryptophyceae, Pyrenomonadales, Geminigeraceae. The record is from RefSeq and is a predicted model, not a curated record. The transcript has 2 exons.